Messenger RNA from Echinops telfairi (small Madagascar hedgehog), 792 nucleotides. RefSeq names its product 60S ribosomal protein L7a-like. Gene Ontology annotation, biological process: ribosome biogenesis. Gene Ontology annotation, cellular component: ribonucleoprotein complex. The record is from RefSeq and is a predicted model, not a curated record. NCBI's taxonomy places the organism in Eukaryota, Metazoa, Chordata, Mammalia, Afrosoricida, Tenrecidae.
GCCAAGAUGCCGAAAGGGAAGAAGGCCAAGGGCAAGCAGGUAGCCCCGGCACCGGCUGUUGUGAAGAAGCAGGAGGCCAGGAAGGUGGUGAACCCCCUGUUCACGAAGUGGCCCAAGAACUUCGACAUCCAGCCCAAGAGGGACCUCACCUGCUUUGCCCGGUGGCAGCACUACAUCCGGCUGCAGCACCAUCGCACCAUCCUGUACAAGCGGCUGAAGGUGCCACCCUCCAUCAACCAGUUCCCCCAGGCCUUGGACCGGCAGACAGCCGCCCAGCUGCUGAAGCUGGCUCACAAGGACCGGCCGGAGAUGAAGCAGGAGAAGAAGCAGAGGCUGCUGGCCCGGGCCGAGAAGAUGGCUGCUGGCAAAGGGGAUGUCCCCACCAAGGGGCUGCUUGUCCUGCGAGCGGGGGUCAACACUGUCACCACUCUGGUGGAGAACAAGAAGGCUCAACUAGUGGUGAUCGCACACGAUGUGGCCCACAUUGAGCUGGUGGUCUUCCUGCCGGCCCUGUGCUGGAAAAUGGGGGUCCCCUACUGCAUCCUCAAGAGCAAGGCCCGACUGGGGCGCCUGGUGCACAGGAAGACCUACACCACCAUCGUCACACAGGUGAACUCGGAAGAUAAAGGAGCCUUGGCUAAGCUGGUGGAAGCCAUCAGGACCAACUACAAUGACAGGUUUGACGAGAUCCGCCACCACUGGGGUGGCAAUGUGCUGGGCCCCAAGUCAGGGGCCCAAAUUGCCAAGCUGGAAAAGGCCAAGGCCGAAGAACUCGCCACCAAGCUGGGCUAG